Messenger RNA from Paramecium tetraurelia, 1100 nucleotides. RefSeq lists its product as uncharacterized. The record is from RefSeq and is a predicted model, not a curated record. NCBI's taxonomy places the organism in Eukaryota, Ciliophora, Oligohymenophorea, Peniculida, Parameciidae. The transcript has 8 exons.
GUUCAAGGGGAGAAUUCAAAGAUAGAAGCAAUUAUUUAGUGGUCUAAAGAGUUGUUUAGUUUGGAAGGACAAGUUAAACGAUUCACUGCAGAAAAUGAAUGAAAGUCGUAUAAUUAUGUACCAAAGAGAAAUAUGAAUUGAAUUUUGUUCAAAAUACCAAAUCAAAGAGAUGGAUAGAAUUGGAUAUUGGGAUCAAAUAAAAGGUAGAGGUCUAUGCAAAUAAUGAGUUGUAAAAUAUAGAUUUGAUUGUCUUUACAAUAUAAAUUGGGUGCUCAGAUAGUGUGCAAAACUACUUUCGUUAGGCCUACCUUUGGCAGAUGGCAGAAAACUUGAUAGCCGAUGUAUUGUUGCAGCCAUGGAAUUACAAAUUAUCUUUGGUUUCCAUAAUUAAAUAGAUCCCAUCAUUUUUAGAUCGUGUAUUAUUGAAUAGAUUUGAUAAGAUCUAUCUUUAAAACAUAGGUCAAUAUUAUUUAGGUAGUUCCUAUUCAAUAGAUGAAUUAAAGGAUUUUCCAGAUUUAGCCAGAUUUCCAACAAUUUAAUAAUAGAAUGCCUUUUUCUAAAAUAUUUAAGUGAGGUUGAUUGGAUUGAGUGAUGCUCAUUUUUAUUUAUUUGAGAUGAUAGAAGGGAAGGAUGAUUAUGUUAGACUGAUAUUCAGGGCUCCCCUCUAGAGUUGUGUCUAAUUAAAAAGAAAGAAAGACAAUAGCACGUAAUUGUCGAUCACUUGGAAGAAUUAUAAAAACAAACAAGAAGAACAAUAGAUAUUUACGAUAAAUGAAUAUGACAAGUUUAUCAGGUUGUUCUUGAGGAGAUUGAAUCAAUAUCAACAUGUGCGAAUGACAUCCAAUUCUUAUAUGGUUUUCGGGGAUUAGCAAUUGGCUGAGAAAUAGAAGAUCAACUCAAUCAUGAAGAAUCUAAACUAAUUGGAGAAUGAGAUUGAUAAGAAAUUUAAUCAAUAGACAAUUAAUAAACUGAUGGAUUUAUAUCAAUAAGCAAUUGAAUUUUAUUCAUCUGCCAGUGAUUACUUGUAUGAGAUCUACCUGAAUAAAUUACAGACAUUGAUACAGAGAUAAGAUGUAUAAGUUAUUUUAUAAUAUAAAUGA